AUGGCGGUGUGCGCCAUGGGCGGUGUCAUCCAAGAGACUUCAGAGGCAUUGGCUCCGCCUCCAGCCCCACCCCCGCUCCGCCGCCCCCCGCUCCGCGCCCUCAGCUCCGCCCCCAGCUCCGCGUCCCCCGACUCCACCCCCAGGCUCCGGCGUGGCCUGGCACCUGAUAAGAAUUGCUUUUCUCUGAGAGCAACUGAGAAAGAACAGACUGGAAAGCCGGGAACCAGGACUGGAGCAGCAGCCUGCCUCUGCGUAGUCCGUCUGAGUAACUCCCAGACCAGCCAACAGCCGAGCCACAGCUUCCUGGGAGAUUUCAGCCAGAGGUUCUGCAAGUGUACCCCAGUUCCUGCCCCUGAGACACAGGCUGUGAUCCGGUUUGCGACCGUGGUGUUGGGGCUGGUGAGCCUGAAGAACGUGGCGGUUUCCUUCGCUGAGACAGUGAAGAGCUCCGCGCCCAUCUUCACAGUGAUCCUGUCUCGAAUGAUCCUGGGGGAGUACACAGGGCUGCUGGUCAACCUGUCCCUUGUCCCUGUGAUGGGGGGGCUGGCGCUGUGCACCGCCACUGAGCUGAGCUUCAACGUCCUAGGGUUUUCGGCUGCGUUGUCCACCAAUGUCAUGGACUGCUUGCAGAAUGUCUUCUCAAAAAAGCUCCUGAGUGGGGACAAGUACAAGUUCUCGGCCCCGGAGCUGCAGUUCUACACCAGCGCAGCCGCCACGGCCAUGCUCAUCCCUGCCUGGAUCUUCUUCAUGGAUGUGCCUGUGAUUGGGAGGAGUGGGAAGAGCUUCAGCUACAGCCAGGACAUUGUGCUGCUGCUGCUGACAGACGGCGCCCUGUUCCACCUCCAGAGCGUCACCGCCUACGCCCUCAUGGGGAAGAUCUCCCCUGUGACCUUCAGUGUCGCCAGCACCGUGAAGCAUGCGCUGUCCAUCUGGCUCAGCAUCAUCGUUUUUGGCAACAAAAUCACCAGCCUGUCCGCCAUUGGCACCAUCCUUGUGACAGUGGGAGUGCUGCUGUACACCAAGGCCCGGCAGCGCCAGCAGGAGGCCGUGCAGAGCCUGGCCGCAGCGAGCACAGAGGCCCCGGGCCCCCAGGAGCCCCGACAGCACCACUGAGCACAGGCUGCCCAACUGCCGCGUGCGCUGCACCGUCCCCCACCGCGGGCCGGGCUGGAGGGGGGUGUGAGGCUCUUCUCCCUGGGACUCAUGUUUAAUGGUGAGUGCUGAGCACUGCAGGAAGGAGGGGGCAGGCGGCCACAGCUCAUGGCCUGGCACACUUAAGGCUGCCCUGUGGUGACCACAGCUCCUGGGUCAACCUGAAUGAGGGUGCCCCGCCUGGUGGUAGCUGGGAAGUUAUCACCAAGCCAGCGAAUCACAGGGACCCAUGGCUCCAGGCAGCCAGACCCAGAAACAAGGGCGGGGGUGCGGGGACUUGCUUCCCUCCCUGACUGUGCUUGCGCUGUCCUGAGGUCACCUGGGGACGCCAUUAAAUCGCCCAGGAAGGGCAGGGCCCCUUCUUGGCCUGGGCUGCCCUGAGUCCCCACCUCCUGCUGAUGCUGCCUGUCCUGUUCUGAGUCCCACGUGGGCAGCGCCUGGGUCCCUGAUGCUGGGGUCAGCAGCUCUGCCAUAUGUCUGUGCAGAGGCACAUAGGACAGGGCAGAGCCCUCGUGCUUAUUCAGUGACACUCUGUCUUAGCAAAGCAAGUGCCAAAGGUUUCGGGAGUCCCUGUGCAGGAGGUGAUGGCAUCCUGCGGGACCGCGGCCAGGUGUGUGAACCCCCUCCUCGCCAGCUCAGGAGGGCAAAGGGGACCGUGCCCUGAGCCCUGGAGGCUGAGGUUUCAUUUCACUCUUCAUCUCUGGGGCUCUGAGGGGGGCUUCGUUCUUCACCAGCCAGUCUUGGAGACCUUCUGCAUCAGCCUGAGCCCUGGGGCUCUUGGGCUGAAGCUGCUGGCACCGUCUAACUUCCCUUCCCCGCUCCUCAGGCCUUCGGUGCCCAUGACAGACAGUCACUCGUUUCCACUUGGCUUCCAGCCUGGAGAGUACAAAAGCAGCCCCUGCAGGAGGUUAACAUCUCAGAAAUAAAGAGCAAUAAUUACGCCUCA
Molecule: messenger RNA, 2098 nt
Organism: Dipodomys ordii (Ord's kangaroo rat)
Lineage: Eukaryota; Metazoa; Chordata; Mammalia; Rodentia; Heteromyidae
Gene: Slc35e2b
Product: solute carrier family 35, member E2B
Exons: 10
Coding region: 1-1113 (370 amino acids)
Cellular component (GO): Golgi apparatus
Molecular function (GO): antiporter activity
Source: RefSeq, a predicted model, not a curated record